Messenger RNA from Pseudophryne corroboree (corroboree frog), 1961 nucleotides. RefSeq names its product solute carrier family 10 member 7 (gene SLC10A7). Bases 697 to 1728 code for a protein of 343 amino acids. Gene Ontology annotation, cellular component: plasma membrane. Lineage: Eukaryota; Metazoa; Chordata; Amphibia; Anura; Myobatrachidae. The record is from RefSeq and is a predicted model, not a curated record. The transcript has 12 exons.
AAAAGAAUUAAGCUCGGGCCGGCCCUGAUUAUUAAGCAGUUUGAUGAAGUCAGUGGGUCACUGCCUGCAGUCCAUUGCCCUUGGGGGUUAAUGACAGAGCCGGUAUAGGGAAGUGUGAGAGACAGAGCAGGAACUACACACACAGCUCAAUUACCAGCACCCUCCACCCCCCUGUAACGUCAGUAGAAACCCUGUGUAAACUAUCAGCACCGGCAGCGUAGGAUAGUGAGCUACACCUACUGUGUACACACAACGUGGACUGGAGGGCGUUCUGAGGAGACAUAUGUGCGUGUGUAUAUAGGGGCAGCUGGGAGAGGACGGACUACUGUGGAACGUUCCAUUGCUCACCUCAUCGUCUGUACGUUCCAUCCUCAGAACUCUCACCUCACCACCGUUCUAGCCUCUUGCUGGAUGACUCCGGCCAUUGCCAGUACUGCGAAGAGCCUGGAGUAACUCGCAUCUCUUGCGCCAGUAUUCGAGGCUGCGUGGUAAUGAUGGCGGCGCUCUGGGAGACUUCCUCACCUCUCAGUGCUAGCACUGCCCUGCUGCUGCUGAAAUGAAUUGAUCGCUUGUGCCAAACCUGUGUACGCUAUUUACCUGGGAGAUCGGACGUGUUGUAUGUAUGUAGCAGCCGGGGACGUGUCAGAUUGGCCGGAACUCCCACGUUUUAUUCCAUAGGAGGGAGAGAGCAGCAGGAUGGGCCUACUGGAGAGACUGAGGAAAGAGUGGUUCAUUCUCGGUAUCAUACUGGUGAUAACAGCCGCUAAAUGGCAGCCAUCCAUAGGGGAGAAAGGGGGACCAUUGAAGCCAGAAAUUACCAUAACAUAUAUUGCGGUGUCUGCUAUUUUCUUUAACAGUGGACUGUCAUUAAAAACAGAGGAACUCACAAGUGCUUUGAUGCACGUGAAGCUUCACCUCUUCGUCCAGCUGUUUACACUUGCAUUUUUCCCAACUGCAAUAUGGUUUUUCCUUCAAGUGCUGUCACUUACUUCUAUAAAUGAAUGGCUCUUAAAGGGUCUGCAGACGGUGAGCUGUAUGCCUCCUCCUGUUUCCUCAGCAGUGAUUUUGACCAAAGCGGUUGGUGGUAAUGAGGCUGCUGCUAUAUUCAAUUCUGCAUUUGGGAGUUUCUUGGGUAUUGUAGUGACCCCACUGCUGCUACUGUUAUUUUUGGGAUCAUCAUCAUCAGUGCCCUUUACCUCCAUAUUUUCCCAACUUUUCAUGACUGUUGUCGUUCCAUUGAUUAUUGGCCAGAUUGUCCGGAGGUACAUCAAGGACUGGUUGGAAAGGAAGAAGCCUCCGUUUGGGGCCAUCAGCAGCUGUGUACUCCUGAUGAUUAUCUAUACGACCUUUUGCGACACGUUUUCUAACCGAAAUAUUGACCUGGACACCUUUAGUCUGGUCGUUAUUAUAUUUAUCAUAUUUUUUAUCCAGCUGGCAUUUAUGCUUUUAACAUUCCUGUUUUCUACGAGUAAAAAUACCGGCUUUACACCAGCAGACACCGUUGCAAUAGUAUUUUGUUCAACACACAAAUCCCUCACAUUAGGAAUUCCUAUGCUGAAGAUCGUGUUUGCAGGAUACGAGCACCUUUCAUUAAUAUCUGUUCCCUUGUUGAUUUAUCACCCGGCUCAAAUUCUUCUUGGAAGUGUAUUAGUGCCAACGAUAAAAUCCUGGAUGCUUUCCAGACAAAAGGCACUAAAAUUAACAAGGCAACCAAAGGUCCCAUUAUAACGGCAAGAGAAAGGAGUGUAAAUAUGGACAAUAUUGUACAUACAGACAUCAGACAAAAGACUUGUGUCUGGGAAUGUUUGCUUCAAUGCAUAUUUUAUUUUUUUAAAUAAAGAUCUAAGUGCCUUAUGGAUGCAUUUGGUGAAUACUUAGUUUGAAAAGAAGAAGCCAUGUUUAUGUCCUAACUCAUCUCUUUGUAUUUUUUUUUAAUUUGGAAAAUAAAGAUUUCAAGAGCC